CAUAAUGAUGAAAAUCAUCAACCGACCAGUGCUGAUUCAAGUUUGCGCGUUGCGAGCCCUACUGCAGUAACUGGAAAAAGUAGCCUGCCAUGUGUAGACACUGAAGGACUGAAUAUUUGCGAUUCCUCUAGGCUUCGUUACGACGUCUCUAUGAAGGCUCAGACCGCCAUGUUCAAGUUAUCCAAGGCAGUCCCCGUGACUUAUCUCAACAUGGGUCAAAUAUAUACGCUCUCUGUAGUGGACUCGGAUCCGCCUGUGUUGUCUACUGGGCCGGUCAGGUAUUUUACGUACAUCCGUAUAUCAUUCGAAAAUGCAGACCAAAGAUCGAAGCCGAUGAGCUGUUGGGAAUUGUGGGAAGAGACUCAAGGAUUGCAUGAGGCCCAUAAGCGCCGGAUGAAUCCCUGCGCUGUCGAAUAUGUGAACACGCAUAGGAGCGAUUCGAAGCAUGAGAAUCAGCAGAUUCACGUCGAAAAUGCCUCGGUUGACGGGUUCUGCGUUACUUGGACGCCUGACAUGGCCUCUGAAACGUUCGAAUGUGUCAUACCUGUUCGGUUCAAUUUUCUAUCCACAUAUUUUAGUCACUGCAAAGGUGUGAAGGGCGAACCUGUCAGACUCUGUGUGAAGACUGAGAUACUGGGCUCCCGAGACCGUGAAGCGGCACUGAAACAGGAGCCCGGAAUAAAUUUCUGCUUAGUGAAGGUCCUACGGAAUCACGGUGCCCAGCGAAAGCUGUCCAAUGAUAUCGCGCACGUUGAAAAAAUAAUCCAAAAGCUCAGAAAGCAGAUCGCGCAAGCGAAACAAAACAGUGCCCAGGGCAAACGAAAACGUGGAAGUCCGCCGCGCCAUUCAAAUGCUCGGAAACAUAAGCGCACCUGGCCUGUUAAUUCAAAAGAUGGAGAUUCUCAAGGAUUUUCAUCCGAAGAUUGCCUUCAAGCGAACCUGGCCAAAAUGCAGGCAAUGCUCACGUCGACUCGUUCUAUAACUCUCCUUGAUCAGCGAGGCGACGAACAGGACAGCCACACUCUUUUCCCCCUCCUGCUUCACGGAAAUGGUUUCACUAUCGAUGGCUUCAAAACGACCGAGCAACUUCGCAUUUCUGCUCUCUCCCCGACAAGCGAGUUGGUACCGCUUAACUUGCCACAUUUGGAAUUGGGUCAUUUCGCGCCCAUGAAAGGCUCUAGGCAUCUAAUACCUGUUCAAAAGAUUCCUUGGGCCCGGUCUGAUGGCUCCGAAAAUUUUCUCAAAGCUGUGUAUGUCGAUCCUGCCUACAACCCGCCAGCGGAACAGCCGACAGAUUCAAGCUACUAUCGUGCAAUAUACUUGACGAAACGUACUGUUCGGGAGGUGACCAGGAAAAUCUGCCUGAAGCAGCAAAUAGAUCCGAGAAACAUCAAACGCAUCAUUCGUACCAAUCAAUCUGGCAUUCAGGUUGGUAUCGAUGACAAUAUGGUUUAA
This is a messenger RNA of Penicillium nucicola, 1455 nucleotides long. RefSeq lists its product as uncharacterized. Gene Ontology annotation, biological process: regulation of transcription by RNA polymerase II. The transcript is spliced from 4 exons. The record is from RefSeq and is a predicted model, not a curated record. Gene Ontology annotation, cellular component: nucleus. Gene Ontology annotation, molecular function: DNA-binding transcription activator activity, RNA polymerase II-specific; RNA polymerase II cis-regulatory region sequence-specific DNA binding. The annotation marks the transcript as partial. Lineage: Eukaryota; Fungi; Ascomycota; Eurotiomycetes; Eurotiales; Aspergillaceae.